AUGGCAGUAAGUAUUUUCUCUACAAUUUUAUAAUUACUAUAAUCCACUGAUCGCCGUCACACAUGCAAACAAAUGGCCAAGUGAAAUUUUAACUUUGUCGGUAACCUAUAUUCUAUAAAAUACAAUUUUAAAAUGUUUACAAUAUGGUUCGAAAAAUCUUAUAUGCGAUUUUCGAAACUUUUGUCUUAAAAUAAAUCCGUAAAAAAAUUAAAUAAUUUUAACCUCAAAUAAAAAUUAACAAACUAAAAAAAAAUUGCUAAAAAUAAAAUAUUAUCUUAGUCAAAAUGCCCAUAACUAUCGGUAUAUAUAUUUGAAUUUCCUGUUUAUCGAUUUUUCUACACGAGAGAGAAUAUUUUUGGAAAUAUUUGGCUGUAUAAUUAUUUCACUAAGUCACUUUUAACUAUUUUUAUAUGACAGUGACGAUACAUCCCGUAGGACUUACUCGUAGUAACCUAUAAUACAAAAACAAAUAGAUGGUGGAUAAUUGACCUAUGAUAAUACUGGUCUUCUAUAGUUCUGUUUUCUAGUAUUUAUUAUUAUUGUAAUAUUUUGUUUAAUGGUUUAAAAAUGUUGUAAAAGAUAAUAUAGAUAUUAAAAAAAAAAGAAGUAUAUUGUAAAGACUAUGUAAAAUAGUAUCGGUCGCGUAAACCAAUAUUCUUCGAUAUUUCUUUGGCCCUAGUAAAGAAGAGAUUAAGUCAGUUUUGUAUAGUUUUUUAACAAGAAAUUUAUAUUUUUAAAUAUGUUAAAAAUGAUAUAAUGGCAGAAUUUCCAAAUCACGCUAUCAUUGCAUGCUAAAUGGCCUUAACUUAAAUAAGGUGUUCUAAAUAGGUUUAGGUCAUAUUAUAGUUAUACGACUUACAUCUUUUUAUCAAACAAAAACCCUGUUAUAGUGAUUUGAGAUAUUUUAAUUUUCAGUAUAACAUGUGUAAAAAACAAAAUUACAUAACAUAAAAUUAUAAAAAUAAAAAAUGCUAACAAUUUGACUUUUGUAGCCCUUCUUUCCUGGACCAAAGAUACAGAGUUUUUAUAAAACAGGUGUUUAUUGUAUUAUAUAUAUAUAUAUACAUAACGUUAUCAAAAACUAUCGAAUUGUUCAUUAAAAAGUUUAGCGAUAUUGCUCAAUAAUAUCUAUUAUGUACGAUUUCUCAACGGUCUAUGCGAAAUAAUAAUAAUUGCAAUAUCGAUUUUGUGUUUUUUUUUUUUUUUUUAACUUUAAAGCCAUUUACUAAUGUUAGUAAACUACAUUUGCAUAAAGUAGAAGGUAUAGUCUAAAUAUAGGAAAUUUCCAAUGCCAUUCUGUAUAAUUAUUUUACAAUAGGGUUGUUCGUCCCCCCCCUUCGCCACUAAAUAACGAGAGAGAAUGUUGACUACACAGAAUUCAUGAAUAUGAAAAAAAAAAAACAAAUUUACUUAGAAUUAUUAUGAUUCAUACCUUGUACAGAGUGUAGUAAAUUAUUGAUUCUAAUUUAUCAACGGCCGUUCUACAAAGCUCAAGGUAACAUAAUAUUAUAGAAACUAGUCUCCGGUAUUUCCUCCGCUAUAGUACAAAAUUCUGAGCAGAAAUAUUUCGACAAACUUGGUUUCGGGACAGAAAACGCUUUGUUUCCGUCUAUGAAAAUUACGCCCGUCGUUUUUAAGUAAAAAUUAUUUUUGCGAAUUUCAUUUUUUUGAUCAUUGACCAUAUCUAUUUCAACGUCAAUUAUUUAUAGUGACUAUAAUUAGGUAGGUAUCUAUAUCAUUUGCGAAAUUUUCAGUACGUUUUCAAAUAAACCGAUUCGAAUUUUCUUGGUAACCGCUUAUAAAAGUCACCCGCCUAUAAAAAAAUAAUCGUAACAUUUCUAUUUUAGUUAUACUAUGGGAAAUGCGGCGGAAAAACCGUGGAGUUUUUCAAACUCGUGUUUGUAAACAUUUAUGUUAAUAUAUUAAUUAUGGUAGUAUUCCACACACAAAUUCAAUAUUAUAUACUAGCUAAUAUCGAUGCAAUUAUAAUAACCAGGGCUACGGAAAUUAAUGAAUAUAAUACUGAAUCAGUUAACUAUAAGAUAACAAAAAUUAACUAGUCAACAAUUUAAAAGUUCAUUUUUUUUAAUAACUAACUAAUAGUUAGAUGUUAAAAGUUAAUUUGAAAAUUGUAUUUAUUUAUUAGUUUCAGUGAAGUUUCCUUUUUUUUCGGUUUUUUGUAAAACUGUUAUUGUCGUUCCUAAUAAAUGUGAUUAAAUAAUAUGUAUAGUUUGUUUUUUUAUUUUAAGAAAAAAAUAAGGAGAAUCAAUUUUAUACACAGAGCGUUUAUUAUUUCGAGUAUAUUAAAAUGCAAUUAUUAUUUUACACUCGGAACUCCACCAUUCUUAUUGAGUAAACAAAAAUUAUCAAGUCAAUAAUAUAUAUUAAAAAAAUGCUAAUUGAUGAUUAAUAUUAACAUUGAAACACUUAUGAACUCACAAUUACCUUGUAGCCUUGAUAACGAUCAUACGUAAAAAAAAAUAAAAUAUAAAAAUGUCUUAUGAAAAUGAAAUAAUAUCAAGUAAAACGUUGUAAAAUCUAUUGACCCCGAACAUAUUACUAUUAGACAAAACUCGUUUUAGAACUUUUAAAGUAUAAUAUUGUAUGAUGAAAUAAAUGAAUUUCUGUGUACCUACUUACGUUUUAAUGACGUAUUACCAAACAAGGAACAAAAACUAUAAUAUGAUGUAUUUGACAAAACUUAAAUUAAAAAAAAAAAACUAUACAAACAAACGUAUAGAUUUUCCUUAUUCGAAAUAGUUUGUUUAAGUAAACGUGAUGUGUGUACAAAAUAUACUGUAUUAUAUUAUAGGUAUAUGCCGAUUAACCGAUUAACUCGGUAAAUAAUUUGAUUGUCUUUUAACGUUAAUUUCAAUACUUCACAAACGGCUAACGCAUUUAUUGCUAUUAUUUUAAGGCAUGGUACACGUAAUAAUAUUACGGUUACGACCGUAGUAACUUAAAAAAAAAAAAAAUUGCCGAAAAUAACUUCAAUUCGAUAUGACCACAGAUUCCAUCAGUCUUAUACGAAGAUACUUUUAAAUUCCGUCCUAAUAGUAAUAAUAAUAUAAUAAUUACUGUAUAGUAUGCAGUAUUUUAAAUACUUUUCAAGUAUGUAUUAACCAGUGUUUCAAACAAAACUAACAAUAAAUAAAAAUACUUAUUAUUAUAGUUUGAAAUUAAAUACCGUAGUGUUUGUUUAUAUGAUUCAACAGAUGCCAUUUUAAUUAAUCCAUAAAAUAUAAUCCACACACUCAGUUUAAAUACCUCCUACUGGCUACUAUAAAUAAAUUCAAACAUAUAAAAUUAUUCUUAUAGUGUACUUUUAAAAAUUGAUAACAAAUAGUGAAACGAAAUUAUGUUUUCUCUUACGAAAACCGCGUGUAUUAUUUCGUAAUCCUCGAUAUUUAAAUUAUUUUUCUUUUCUUUUUUUUUUUUUCAAUCGGUAUAUUAUUAUAACAAACGUCAUUACGACUGUUGGGCUUUUGCCACGAUGUAAAUCAUCAACGACUCAAUAUAGUUUUACAUAACGUUAUUAUGAUGUUUAAAAAAAACCGUAGUCCGGUCGAAAUCGCGAAAUUCGGUAACAAUCUGACUUAACCUAACCUUACCUCCGAUUUAAUUUAUGUUAAUAUAUUAUAGUUCAGAAUGUGUGGUCAUCGCGUAUCACCAGACGAGAUAUUCUUAUUUUAACACUGGUUAGUAUAACAAUAAUAUAAAAUUAAUAAUAAUAUUUUGUAUUGCCAUUAUCUUGAACCGUUGUGAAACGAUCGGUUUACGUCCAGCGAACCAUCGCGGCGAUAUAUACGAAUAUAAUAGUUAACGAUUGUCGGAUGCAAGAUCUCAGUGCCGGAUUUAAGGUCGACCGAAAAAACUAUUGUAUAUAUACUGUUACUAGGUUGGGCAGUACCUUCUAGACGAAUGUCUUAAAUACGCAUCUCAGAUACAAUUGUAUUCCUCGUCUUCGUGGUAUCGAUAAUAUCUAUAGCUAAUCAUUUCAACGUAUCUUGUCUCCAUAUAGACGUCCGAAGAAUGGACGGGAAUGCGUCGGAUUAUUUUUCCCUAGGCUUUAUCCGAGCAUAUUGAGUGCCUGUAGUAUUUGAGUAUAUCAAAUAUACUAUAUGUACCUUGUAUUGCAAUAGUAUCUACUAGUGUCACGUAAGUACCUAGCACCUUGUAUCGAUAGAAUAUAUUCUGCAGAAAAUCAAUCUAUAUUAUUGGGAAUCUAGAACUAGAUGCAUAUUUUUGAAAUAUCUUGAUCGUCCAUGAUUACCUAUAGGUAUGCAUAUUAACAGGCUGAGUUAUGGUACUCGAAAUCAUGAUCAGCGUCAUACUUACACUAAUCUCGUCUGCAGACACUAUAUGAGUCGUUAUCAUACACCUAAAUCAUAUUAUACAAUAAAUGAUUCCCUAUGUUAUUGCGUUGGUCGUCGUUACUCUUACUACUCGUUACUCGGGUUUGUCGUUGGGUUUUUUUUUUUUUUUUUUCAACAGUCCGUGAUUAUUUAUCACAUCUCGUUAUACCAAAGUCAAACACCCGAUAUUAUUAUACGAUAAAACCGGCAUCACUCAAAAAUCGAUUUCCUCGUCAUUAUUUCAUCACAAUAUUAUAAUAUAUGAUUUAUACGAAUACAAAAACAUAUAGACGAGUGUAGUUGGCAUCAAGAAAUAAUAAUAAUAAUUAUAUAUAUAUAUGUAUAUUAUUUCUGGUCGGGCAACGCCUUUUAUUGUGCCUAUGUACAGGCGUCUUGACAAUGAGCUGGUUUGUAUAUUGGCAUACUCCUACGUCCGCAACAGUGCCGUGUAAAUGUGUGGGGUACGGCUUCCCGUCUACAUAUCUACCAGGUUUAAAACACCGAUUGCGAAUCGAUAGAAUAAUAAAAUUAUGAUUUUUUUUUUUUUUUUUCGAAAACGACACAAAUAAUUGCAAUUAUAAAACUUACGAAACGAAAGUUGCCGUUUAAGUUUUUUUACGAUGGUAAAAUUGUUACAAAAAAAAAAAAAAAAGAUGUCUUUUACAAAUUCCUAAAUCCAUAAUAUUAUUAUUAUUUAUUAGGUACCGUAUUUGUGUUUUAAAAUGAGUCGUACAAAACGUUAUGAAAAGAUUUUUUAAUAUUAGAAUCGUGUAGUGUGUACAAAAUAUGCGUUCUUUAAUGGUAUAAAAUUGUAACUACUCGUGUGCGUGUAUUCAAUGCGAAAAUGCAUUCAUAAAAAAUGCAAAAAGUGUAUUGAAAAGCUAUGCCAAAAAAAAAAAUAAUAAAAAAAAAAAUACACCUCUAAAUAAUAUUAAAAUAAUAAUAAUCAUAUUAGAGUCUCCUCGCUAUCGCUCUCGGUAAACGUUCCACUUUUGAGACGUCGAUGACAGACGGUUUGAAAAUAAAAAAACGUUCGAUCAGUUUUUUUUUUGGCAAAACAUUUUUGCACUACUUCAAAUAGCCGACGAAAUCGUGUCAAAGACGCGCGCGAUGAUGGCCGCUGACGACACAGGGGUUUUUUUUUAUCAAACCGUUUAAAACUUUUUCACCUAAAACCGUCGUGGGAUGAGUGCGUCCGAAUUAUAUCCGAACAUUACGACCACCCGCAAUGACGUAUGUACCGAAUCGCGUUUGUUUUUAGUGAAUUUUUUGAAAAAUAACAAUAGUAAUAAUAAAUUAAGUUUUUAUAGUGGCGGUUGGUUAUUGGUCAUCUCCGCAGCCGAUGCCUGUCUAAAUUCAACGAAAUAUCCGAGACCACAAUUUGAUUUCCGGGGUGUUAUGAAAAGGUCGCGAUAAUAUUUUAUGUGUCAAGUUGAACAGUUUAAUCGUAGCGGUCAUUGUGAAUUAAAUCCAUUUAGCCCAAAUACAUAAAACUACAGAAAUUAUUUAAACACGGCCUAAAUAUUGACAUUACUUAUUAAUACUGUGAAUAGGAUUAUUAUAGUCAUAUAGGAAUUUAGGUUGCAAUGAACAAAAAACUGAACAGAAUUGAAUCUAACCUAACCUAACGCGUUGAAUGUGCAAUUUUAUAAUUCUGCAAUGCUAUAAUAAAACAGCUGGACAAUCGGUGGGCCCGUUUUCUUGCGAAGUUUAGGAGUAAUGCGCUUACCCGUGUUCGGCUAUCAGCUAUAAAUAGGGAGUGGAGAGAAUAUGGCGGGAUACUUAUGAAGAGCAAGCGGGUAUUUUUGUCAGAGAUAAAUAAUUGAAUCAUCUAGACUAGAUUUUUUAAUCGUUUUUUUUUUUCGUAAUUUUUAAUUCUUUUUAAAAAUAGGCAAAUUAAAAUAUUAAUGUGAUUUAAUAAAUUAAUUAUUAAGUUUUUUGUUAAUCAAACAACCAAUUUUGAAUCUAAGUAUGUUCCUAAUAUCAUAAUUAUAUAUUUUUUAUUUUUAUCUAGAUAAUUGUCAUUUAACUUUAUCUACAUAUUUUUAUAUUUAUCAUAAGUAUAUAACACUGCUUCCCAGUGAUGUCGGGUGAUCCUAUUCAAUAGGACAUUUAUAGAACAUCGCUAUUGAUAUGACCACAGAGCAAAAUGUAUCAAGGAAUGAGGUAAAUUCUAACUCGUUCAGCUGUACACGUUUCGCAAAUCCGAGAAUUUACUACGUGUUUUGCAAGUGUUAGCCUCGAUAUAAAAUAAUGAAAGAAUAAAGAUCAGACGAAAAACCAACAACCAACAUCAUGUAUAUUGUAGCUCUAAAUUACCAAUUUAAACAACGAGUAACGGACGGUAGUACUUACUGUAUAUUCGAGUGAACGUUUUACUACUGUAGGCUACUACUGCAGUAUGAUUAUUUCGAAAAUAUUUUUGCGAUUCUAUCGAUCGUAAACUCAUCAGAGAUUAUCCUAUGAGAUGUCAUCGCUUUAGCGCUAAAUCGUUUUGCUUUCAUUUUGUAUUAUGCGAUUUUUGUCCGCCUCCGAGAUCAAGGUUCAAUGCCUUUCAAUAAUAUAAUAUGCAGGCAUUUAAACAAUAAUAACUGUAUUAUAUUAUAUUUUUAUGAUAAAUACACCACGCGCGGGUAUAAUUCACCCACGGCGCGACAUCGAGAAAAAAAUAAAGUCAACUUUGCCUCGUUUUAUGUCCAUAAAAAACUCGUUCGGCUCAAAACGAUACUUAUUUAUCCUUGUCCGGAAUAUACAAUAAUAAUAAUAUAAUAUUGCUAUUAUGCGCGUUUAGCUCAGUGACCUAUAGACGAUUUGUGUGUGUUUUUUUACCGUGUAUAAGUAUUAUGUUGACAUAAUCUGAAUUUGCAUACCGGUCGCGUGUCAUCCUCGAUAUUAACAUUAUAGUCGCCGGGUUCUUCUUCUCUCAAGAGUGUGUGCGAUAUAUAAACGAAUGCAUCACAAAAAAAAAAAAACAUCUUUUUACUCACCGUAUUUGGGACAUCCUAAUUUUAAAACAUUUACGGCUUUACUGGUUACAAAUACUGAGGUUAUGCAAUCGAAUAAAAGGGAAACAAUCGACUUACACGCGGUACUACAGCCGGUUAUCGUGGAACGUGAAUUAAAAUUAUUUUUCGGUAAUAAUUUUACCAAAUAAAGACAACGUAUUGAGUCAAAAACUAUUUAAUCGAGUUUAUUGUGCCGUGAGACAGUAUUUAUCUGAAGAAAACCAACGUGUCCCUCACGAAACGAUGGCAAACGAGAUUGCAGGUUUUAGUAGGGAUGUAAAUUGUAAAUUGGAAUUGUAAAUUUAAAUAAUUGUAUGAAUUAAAAACCAUACAGGUGGGCCCCUGUUUUCGAUGCCAUCAACUCGAUGGAAAGUUGAAAAGAUAGGAUAUAUUUAUAUGCCUGUACGCAACGAUAAAUUAUUUCCGAUUUUCUGAGUUACAUUCGGUUGAAUAUUUGUUGAUUAAUUUAUUAAUUUUAAACAAAAAAUAAAUUAAAUAGUUAAAAAAUUUAAAAAAUUCAGCGAUAACAUGAAUACUGUAUAGGUAUUAUACAAUUUAUCGUGUGGUAGUUUUGUAGUUAUGUAUGUAUUUAAUCUUGUGUUCUUGUUCUGGAUGUUUAUUAAAUUACGCGGUUCAUUGUUUUUUUUUAAUAUUUUUUGUGUGUGUAUGUGUGUCUGCUGUGGCUGCAUAAAGUAUGUUUACAACUUUCACUUAUAACAUUUGCGGGUACAUUAAAUGUAAAAUCCAUUCGACAAUAUUUGUUUAAUUGCGAUUUGUUUAAGUGCAUUACACAAUACGAAUAACUAACCACGGGGUAGAUAUUUUUAGAAUUUUGACUAACGAUAAAAUUAUACGUAUUAAUUUUACUUAAACUUGUUUUUACUUUCGGAAAACACUUUCACGGUUAGUAAAAAUAAUCGAAUAUUUCAUAAUAUUGUACCAUAAAAUACGUGCAUUUUUCGCCUGACGAUACUUUUCAAGAUUACCAAUAAUUUUUACGUUUUUUUUUUUUUAUAUUAGCUAUUUUUGGUUCCAAAUGCUCACACAUAUAUUUUUACAUAAUUUCACACAGCACCUUAAGGUACGGAAUUUUUACUCUACAAUUUUAUUUGAAAUAUUUGUCAGCAUUAUCAAACAAGUUAUUUUCAUUUUAUUUUUCUUGGUUUUUAUUGAUUUCUGGGUUUUAUUGGGGGGGAAUAAGGGAAAACCUAUUUUGUAAAAAUUCACUCAAAAUUGGUUUUUCGUUUGCAAUAAAUUACCAUUGCAUACAGUGUAUAAACUAAAUUAUCAUGUUUAUCCUACCUUCUCAAAACACUGGCCUAACUUAAUUUAAUACUAUACAUACAAGGUUUUGAAGGCUUAUUAAUUAAUUACUUAAUUUUGAAUUAUGUUAAGUGCGUUAAGUUAAUGUCAAUUGUUUUUAGUUUUAACUAUAUAAUAAUAUUGCAUGUACAAUAUAUUUGAAUAAGUUCACUACAGGCUGAUAUCUCUUGAAUAUUUUAGAAGUUAAUAAAGAUAAUCAAAUUCUAUUUUUUUUUUUAUUACUCAUAGGGAUGAGGACUACAAAUAUUUAUAUUUUAAUUAAAUUUAUUUUAAAUUAAUCCUCAUUUAACUGUAAUAAUAUUAUUACUCGUUUAUUUACAUGACAAACAUAAAAUAGUCUAUGCCGUAGACGAUUUGGACCAAAAAAAAACUGCUUAACUACGCCACGUUAUUUUACCUAUUUAAAUCAAAUUUGAAAAAUUGGUAAUUCAACGUAAGAUUAAACAAAUUUCAAAACUCAAAUCAAAUAACCACGAAAACGAAUUAUUAUAAUUGAUUUCGUAUACUGGUCUAAAAAAAUAACAACAAUUAUUUUUAUUUUAACUUUAGUAAACCUGUAAUGCACUAUUCGGUUUGCGAUACAGGUUUUGCUAAUCAUCAGAUUAUCAUUCCGCAGCAGACGAUGUGGUCCGCAUAACCGCUUUUGGAACACUGUCAUAAAAUAUAUAUUCUAAAAUGUUCUACCUACUCGUAUAAUAUUACGCGCUCGUCAAAAUAUCCAAAUAUUACUCAUAAUAAUAUUAUAUUCUGAAUUUGAACACUAAAACUAUUAUUUAAUAUAGACGGUAUCGACUGGCUGUACCUAUCUAGAAGUCAAAUAAUAAUAUUUGGACGAGCGCUUGUUAUCGUCUCCGGCGGUCCGUCCCGUGAGCAUUUAUUAAAAUCACGUUCGCUCAAACAGAAAGUCGUUCAAAUUGAGAUUAAAAUCAGAGCGCACGUCUCUUUUAAUAGUAAAAAGAUGUCCUAGGAUAAUGGGGACGGGUGCAGCUACUGUUAUAGAUAAUUUAAUUUUGUAUCUGUAAGCAACGAUAAACCAUUGCUUAUAAAAAAACGAUUUUGAGGGGAGUUCAGUUGAUAGUGAUGCUUUGUCAACAAUAUAUAUAUAUCAUUUUAUAGUAAAAUAAUUAAAUAGAUUUACUAUAUUUUCUUUAAUCAUAUAUGUUUAAUGUUGUAACGAUUUUCUCAGUUUUCCUAAGUUUUUCCCGGUUUUCCCAUGUUUUAUUCCGGUUUUUUACAUUUGCUGGGAAAACUACUGAAAAAAUCACAAAAUGACCUUCCUACCAAGUACCUGUCCACGUCGAUUUUCUUUCAGAAUAAGCGCCAUACUUAGAAAUCCGAGCAAGAUUUCUGGUAGAAAAGUUUGCAUAACAAACCGAGCGGUAUUUUCGAAUAAAAUAUUCCAAGCGAGCGAUGGCUAGGGUCUCAAAAUGCAUUUCCUUUCCGAAAUCUCGUUUGACAUGCGAUAUCUAGGCAUACAACAGAGACGUACCACCAUUAAACUACGACAGACAUAAUAUAAUAUUGACAAUAUUGAGUUAUCAUAUUUCUUUAACAUAAUACAUAUUAUAAUAUUCGCUAUAAUUUUUUAUAAGCUAUAAUUUCGAAACUCAAUCAAUCAGUCUGCUCAAUUCUGACUUCACCAUCGUUCUUAAAUCGGCAAUAUAAGUGAUCAUGUUCAAUAUUAAAAGUUGAAAAAUUAGAUUUGUUCCACUUUAUUUUUUACUUACAUUAUUUUUAUCGAAAUUUGAUUUUAAAAUUCCUUAAAAAAAAAAAAAAUACUUUACUAAGCUCAAAUUUUUUUUUUUAAACAUUUCUGCUUAGCCUUACAAUAUUUUACAACAAAGUACCUUUUAAUAAAAUUCUCGUAGUAAUAUGGGUAUUUACCUAUCCAUGAAAUAUUAAAGUAUAAUACAUUUAAAUCAUGCACAUUAGGUCUAUUAAAUUUACAAAUAUUGGUCCAUAGUGAUGGUUAGUGAUGGUUACUUAUCCUAACGAUGUUGUUUCGUAUACAUUACAUUAUUUCGUUUCAGUGAAAUGUCGAUUUGACACAGUGAUUUGUAUUAAACAACAAUAUUAUAUAAUUAUGUUGAAUAUUAUUGGAGUUUUUUUGUGUUUUCGUUUGUUAACUUGCAAUAAUAUUAGCAUACUCGCACAAUGCGAUUUGAUGGUAAUAUUAUACGUAUUACGUAUACCUGCUCGUUUCAUUGUUAUAAUUAUACGCAUUGAAUAAUCAAUAACGUAACGUUGUAGUCAUAUAAUAAAUAUACUCUUAUUUUGAAUUCAAUUUUCCCAUAUCAUAUAUUCAGUGCCUGCACUAAAUGUCCGUUUCCGACUGUGCCCCACGGUCGAAAGUUUUGAAUACUGACGAUUUUCACAGUUUGUCAGGUAUAUAAUCUUUUUAUUUGUGAAUUUUGUUAUAUUUAAUAAAAAAUGCAAAGUUCAAUAAAAAGACCUAACAGAAGUUUUCAAAAAAAAUUAUUGUAAUCGAAUACACUGCAUGUACGUGGCGUAACCGUUUGUCGUGUAAAACGUGUUUUGAACAAAACAACAAGUCGUGCGAUCUAGUUGUUAAAAUUUAUUAAGACGUGAUAGUUGUAAAUGUUCAAAGUUCUUCGUAAAUAGUACAGUAUUUUAAUAUUAUAAGAGUAUUCAGAGUACGACUGUGGCGACGGCGCAGCGAUCUCAAAGAGCUGACGCAGAUGUCGUGAAUCUCUACUAUAUUUGACCCAUUUUAAAAUAUUUUGAUUAUAAGGAAUAUAUGUAUCCCUCUCGAAUAACGAAUGCUCAUUUAUAUUCAUUAAAUUAUUAAAUUUUUUUUUAAUAGAAAAUAUUAAAGUACUCGGUCGAAUUUAAAACUUAUAGUCACACUGUUAUAAUAGUAUAAAUAAAGUACAAUAGUUUUGCAUUUAUGUUGUGUAAGCAUAACAUUACAUUAUAUAUUUGAUAAGAAACUUGAUAAAUGUUGUAUAUAUUUAUCCCGGUUGAUGACUGAAAAAAUCGGAGAAGGGGUGGUCAAUGGUCAUUGUAUGUCAAUUUUGAGUAACGCCUGCAAAAAUUAACGUAACCCCCACUGACACUUAACCUAUACAAUGAAAACGAUUUAAUUGUGUGUAUGAACAUAAAACGUUCUAAAAUCGACAUAAAAUAGACGUCCUAGGAUAAUGGGGUCGGGUGCAGCUACUGUAAUAAGUACUUUAAUGUAAACCUCUAAGCAACGAUAAACCGUUACUAACAAAAAAACGAUUCUGGGUGCAGUUCAGUUGAUAGUGAUGCUUUGUCAACAACAUAUAUAUGCCAUAUGUCAUAUUAUGAUAAAAUAAUUAAAUAGGCAUUAUAUAUUUUCUUUAAUAAUAUUCGUUUAAUAUUGUACCGAUUUUCCGGGUUUUUUUUUUAAUUUUUCCGGUUUUCCUAUGUUUUUUCCCGAUUUUUCACAUUAGCUGGGAAAACUCUUGGGAAAAUCGAAAAAUUACCUACCUAAAGUACUUUUUCAGUCAGGUUUCCUUUUAAAAAAAGUGCUAUCAUUGUAAAUCGAAGCGAAAUUGCUGGUAGAAAAAUUGUUCACAGGAAAAAAGAAGGCUGUAAUUUUUUUUUAACUAAUACUUACAUUUUAUAUAUUUUCCCGUUAUUAGUCAGUUUUUUCGAUUUUUCACAGUUUUUGAGAAAUUUCCUGGGAAAAUCGAAGAAUGACCUCUUUAAAAUACCUUCUGAAUCAGAUUUCCUUUAAGAAAAAGUGCUAUAUGAAAUUUUCUGUACGCAGAAAAAAAAAAGGCCAUAAUAUUUUUUAUUAAUACUAAUACUUACAUUUCGUACAUUUUCCGUUUUUUCGAUAUUUUAUCUCAGUUUUUCCAGGAUAUUAUUAAAACCGCUUGAAAAAUCAAAAAAUGACCUCCCUGAAGUUUCAUAUAGAUAAAAUUUUCUUUCAGAAAAUAAGCUACACUUGUUACAUCGGAGCAAGAUUUCUGGUAGACAAGUUUGCACAACAAAUCAAGGGGUAUUUUGCGAUUAAAACAAUUCGAGCGAGCGAUGAUUUGGUCUUUAGGUACAGCUAAAAUGCAUUUGUUUUUUCCUUGUUUAAGUAAAUGGGGAAAAAAUGCAAACAAUUUGUUUCGGAACUCGGGUUUGAACUCGCGAAUCCCAAUAGGCAUAUUUUACGAUUAAACUACGACAAACAUAUUUUACGUUUGACAAUAUAUAGUUAUUUAACAUAAUAUAUAUAAUAUCAGAACUUCAAAAAGCUAUAAUUCCGAAACUAUGUCAAUCCGCUUAAUUCCUACUUCAUCAUCGUUCUUAAAUCGGCAAUAUACAUUUGUUCAAAACAAAAAAUUGGAAACUUAGAUUUGUUCCACAUAAUUUUUUGCUCGAAAGAUUUUCGUCAAAAUUUGAAAUUAAAAUUACUUUAUAAAAAAAAUAUACAUUAAACUCAAUUAUUUUUUACCACAAAGUAAGACUUUUAAUAAACUUCCUGUUAAAUUUUCACGCAUUUUUAUUUAGUCUAACAAUUUUACCAAACAGUAUCUACCGAAUAAAAAUUACAUAUAAAACUCGUCAAAUUUAAAUGUUUAUAAAUAGUUCGAAAAUGGCUUAAAUUUUUUGAAUAUUUUACCAUGCCUAAAAAAAGCAAAUAUAAGUUUUCUGUACAAAUUUCAAGUCUCAACAAAUAUUUUAACUGAUUUACAAUCCCGUUUUUCUUACACUUUAUCCUGGUUUCGCACAGAUAUUUAUAUAACCGCUUUAAAAAUCAAAAAAUUAACCUCCCAAAAGAACUAUCUGGACAAUAUUUUCUUUCAGAAAAAAUGCCGUGCGUAAAUAUCGGAGCAAGAUUUCUGGUCGAGUUUUUGUAUGCAGUAAAAAAAAAAAAAAAUCGAUUUUUUAAAUAAUUCGUAAUUAUGUAAUUAACCUUUUCCUGCAUUAUUUCUUAUACUGUGUUAAAUAUUGAGCGUACCAAAAAACACUUUUUUUUUCAUUUUUAACACUUAUCUUAUUAUAAUAUAAAGAGACAACGCGUUUUUUUGUUGCUACCGCUAAAAAUAAACAACUUUGUAAAACCAAUGAAUUCUUCGCUACACUCAGAAUCUAAAAUAAACUUACUAUUACAUAAUAAUAAUAAUUGUCAAUCUUUUUAUUUUCAGUUUACCGUUGUGUUGGGGUUGGCUGUUUUAAGCGUAGCCAAUCAAGGCCACACAUUUACAAUCACUGCUACAGGAGUUAAACCAACCAUUAAACCAUUUUCGCCUUUCACUACACAACAAGUAAAUGAUUAAUAUAAACGCAUUAUUUAAUUUCGAUAAAAAUGAAUACUUACAGCGGUUUUUUUUUGACAGCCACAACUGAGCGACCUGACCAAAUCGACGUUCGGUUCGAAAAACGAAGCACCGAAACCGUUUGGAGCGCCGUUUGAACCGUUCAAACAACCGUACCAACCGUAUCAACCGUUUAAACAACCGUAUCAACCGUACCAACCGGGUCCGUUCAGAACAAACUAUCAACCGUUCGGACCUUUCCCGGGUUAUCCGGGACCUAUUGUAUACCCCGGUCAAGUCGGUUAUCCAUCAGGGCCGUCUGUUUACCCGCAGCAGCAGCAACAUCCGGCUUUCCAUUUCGACCAACACAAGCAGUUCGGUUUGCAACCAUUCCCGUCGGCACCGUUCGACCAGACGGUCAGUCCAUUUAAGCUCGGAUCUUCGAAAAAAUUCAACAAGAGCCCGUCGGGAUUUUUCGAUUUCAACCAACCGGGCAAAUACUUCCAAGAACAUCAGUUCGGCGCAUAUCAUGGACCAGAAUUUUCCUCGGCCGUCGUGCCAGCUGAACACAACUUGAAACAGUCGAAACCCAAAGACAUAUUCUUAGGAAAGCCCUCCGUGCCGAUUGUACCAGCUUUCUCGUCAUUCGGAUUUUCUAAAGAAGGCGGCUUUGGAUUACCGUCUCCGGCAUCGUUCGGAUAUAAAUCGCCAAUCGUUCCACCGACACAGGUACGAAAACACCGAAUUAAAUACAGUGAAAAACAGAAUACUCCACAUACCCCUAUAGGCAUAUACAUAUUUUCCAGGGUAGAUGCAGGCUAAGAUUAACUAAUCAGUGAGGUAGGCAUAAGUCUAGAGCUGCACAAUGGCAGGAGUUGUUUUCUUUCUGAUAAUACGCAAUAGCAUACCAAAAUUAUGAAUUUUAAAAUGUAUUAAAUGAUAUAACUUUGUAUCAUAAAAUUCAAACCACUCAUAAGCUAUAAGGUACAAAUGUAUAAUUGUAGUUUUUACAGUUUAAAUUCCAGGUGUUGUCUGUCUAUUAACUAUUAUCAUUUAGAUAAUCUUAAAAUGAAAGGCUAUUAAAAAAUCCAGUCCAGGGCAGAUAUAUAUGUUUUCGCAUACUUUUAUUAGUUGGUCAAACAAAUAACUAGCUAAAAAAAUGCGUUUCAUGGCCUAACGAUUCUGUAUACAAAGGAUUGCAUUUUAGAUCCAUUUCCCCAGCCUCCCUUAAUUGGAAUUUUGUAUUUUGGUUUUUCCACUCGUUUGUAAAGAUUUAUAAAAAAUUAGUUUUGCUACAAAAUAAUGCAAAUCAAAGGGGGUUGGGGAAAUGCCCCAAAUUUUCGAAUUUAGUAUUUUUGUUUUUACCAUUCGUUUGUAAAUCGUUAUGGGGGCUGGGGAAAUAGAUCUUUGUAUUUUGUAUUUUUGGACUUUUUGAACACUUUUUAAGAAAAUAUACUCAUAUUAGUAUUUUUUAAUGUAUAUUUAAACGAUUUUAUCUACCCUAAUAAUUAUUAUAUUUACAAUUUGCCGGUGAAACAUAAAGAAACAUGUGGUUCAUUCCGGUUCAAACAUAUUUUUUACGAGUAAUAUCUUAUUAUCUGAUAUAGUGACGUCCUCUCAAUCUUUUAUCGUACCGUUUUUUAAACAGUGAGUAUGUCUAUAUAAUAAUAUUAAUUAGUCAUGCAUAAAAUAUCUUCGUCCGUGACUUGCUAUAUUAUUAUAAAAUUAUCCUACAUUAGUGUCGUAACGCUGACGGAACCUCUUUCAGAGUGCAUUUGGUAUUAUGUUUAUUGUGUAUAGGUAUUUGCAUCCUGUUCAUAUGUGUUUAUAACAGUUUAUUAAUUAAGUUUUGAAUUAAUUAUUGAUUUACAAUAUAUUAUUCAAAUAUUAAAAUUGCUAAAGAAGUAUGACGAGAGUUUCGGUUAUAAUAUUUACAUGUUAAAACCGUCGACAUUUUACACAACGUUUUGGAAAAAGUAAAUUAAUAAUAAUAUUUGAAGAGUGUGCAGUUCAGAAUCGACAGUAAACGACGUUUCGUCCCUAUAAUGCAAUUGCUUCGCCCUACAAAUAUGUGAAUAGAGAGGCGAAGGGAGAGACUUUUUGACACCUUAACACUUAGGAAUAAUUUCGAUUUAAAAAUAAUGUUCAAGAUGGAUUCGACUAUUGCAUAAUGGAAACAACAUGAGUUAGUGAUCUCUACCGGUAUUUUACUUAUACUUUAAACGACAGAAUUCACGCAGUGACCGUGAACCCAAAAAUAUUGUGAGCCAUUAACCGACGGAUUUUGUGGCCCGCAGAUGGACACUUUCACAAUACGCCCACGAGGAUAAUAUCAUUACGAUCAAGACGAUUACAUUUUGUAUGUGCACGCACAAUGUAUAUAUUUUGAUUUAUAUCGAUGCGAAAUGAUUAUUUAGUUUUCGUGUCCAGUAUACGAAAUAAACUAUUGAAAACGAUCUCAGACUAGAUUCAGUAAAGAAUUAUAGCUAUUAUUAUAACGAGAUAAUUAUUACGUCGCGAUUAUUAUUAUUCAACGUAUAGUCCUGCAACAAAAUUAUUCCUAAAGACACGCCAUAGAAUACGCAAUUAAACCAUACCAAAUAACCAAAGAAACUCGAUUUCGUAAUAAUUACGAUUACUAUAUUCCUCUACUCAUCUAUUAUGACGAUGAUCUACAGACUUAUCACCUGCUGAUCGUUAGUAUUGUUCAAUGCCUAAGAGGUUAUAAUAAUAUUAUAUUUAUAGGUAUUAUAGUUUUUUUGAAAAACUAUCGUAAACGACGAUAGGUUCUACUUUAUUGGUUUUAUUAUCGCCGUUGAGCAUAUCCAUAUUAUAUACCUGUUCGCAUAGGAUGUUAAUAUUUCGUUUUAAUUUUUUUUUUUUUUUUUUUUUUUUUUUUUUUAGGUUAGCCAGUCUUUAUUAAAGACCCUGCCACCGUUCGUGAAAAACACAUUUUCCAUAGGUCAGAACUUUAGCACGACACCCGCCACCACCACCUCGACCGAAGUCUCGUCGUCAUCUUCGAACGAAGAACCGGCAACACCGACAGCGUCGGAGGUCACGGGCGAGCCGUCAUCGGCAUCACCCGCAGCGGACCCGCAGCCCACCAGCCCGUCGCAGGAGGAGGUCACUGCCAGUGUCGCCGCCACCGCCACCGAAGUCGCGACCAACAAUGAAGCACCUGCGGCUGAUGACAUUGCAGCAGCCCAGCAACAACAACAAAGCGAACAACAAUCCAACUUGUCAGAGGACAAUGAUCCCAAAAUCGACAACACUGACGCCGUCACCGUCUCCGCCGCCACCGGCGAGAAUACGGAUUCUGUUCAGUUGACCGAUUCGUCCCAAGUGUCCACCAAAAGUGAGUCAGCCGCCGAGCCUGCCGUGGUACCCACCAAAGAAGUCAUUGAGACCACUGUUACCGGUGAUGCAAGCAGUGACCCCAGCGAAAGCUUCUCGGAAGCCACGAUAUUCGAAAGCUCCACGGAUACUGUUGCUUCAGCAGGUUCCUCUCAAGAGACCGAUUUUGGAAAAUCCGAACAAGCCCAAGCAAGUCUGACUCCCAAAACCAGUAAGUAAUAUAUAGGUAAACGAAAUAAACGAUUUAAGCAAAUACGGUUAAAAAUCGAGAAAUUGUAGACUGAGUAGACAGAUUUUAUGGAAGCACGACUUCGUUUGAACUUAGAAUUAUUGAAGUCAUUAGUAAAGUAGGCACGAAAAAUUCAUUAUAGCUGUGCCAAAUAGUCUGAGCAUAACAUAUUACGUGAUAUGUCGUGGCAAGUGAUUUAAAUGUUUUAUUUUUUACUAUUAAAACCCGCUAUUUCCGCAAUAAAAUUCUAGACAUUUUUCUAUAAAUAUAAAAUUUACAACGGGUGUAGUUUUAAAAUGUUGCUCCAUUGAAAUGACAUUUUGACAUAUUAAACCCAUAGACAACCUAAUUAAUAAGCAGAAAAAAAAACCGAAUUACAUCUAACUAAUAAUUGCGGCUUUUAUUCAAAAUAUAUUCGCCUUUUAAACCAUGUGCCCGGGUGGAAGUUCUUCCUCCGCCCUUUCUCCUUUAAUCCGGUUCUGUAGACAACUUUGAAAAAUUUUAGAAAAACAGGAAGAAUAUUAAUAAUAGGUCACAUACCAUGCCAUGAUAGUUUUCUCAAGUCGAUUAACGCAUAAUUUAAAAUUGGAAUUAAAAAACCAUGGAUGGAAUAUACACGGUAAAUUCUUAAAGACCCGAAAGUGAAAAAUUGAUCUGAGUUUUAAAAGAGCAGCACGGAGAACUGCCAGCUUCAUUCUCGAAAGAUUAAAGAUCUGAACAACAAGAAGAACUAGACAUACUUUUUUCGGAAUAACGACGUAUCCGAUAUGCAAUUGUUAUUCUUUCAUUUAAUAAUAUAAUAGUAUUUAAAAAUAUAUUAUUGCAUUAUUGUUACAACGAUUUCGGAUCCAAUCAAUUAAAAAUUAUAUUAUGAUAUUAUGAUCCGUCCAACAAUAUUAUAUCAGACCCAUUGUCAUUAAAUAUAAUAUUAUGAGUUGACCGCUAGCGUUCAAUGACUUACAAAUUAUUAUUUGUAUUAUUUCGUUUGUCUGUCUUAGCAAUUACAAAGAUCACCUCGAGUGAUGCAGUAUAGUAUAGUAUUACUUAAUGAGGCCAAUGUACCGUUUUGGGAUUACGAUUGUUUAUAAUCCACGGUGAAGAAUUUAAUAUUGUUCAAAUUAAAAAAAAAAAUCUAUCUUACGAUAUUAGUUUGACGUGCCGAUUUUUGCUGCGGUGAAUUUGAUAAAUCUUUGUUGGCACGAUUUUACGCGUAGUAAUAACCGACCACAGGUUCAUUAUAAAAAUUUGAUGAGUAGGAAUAUACUCGUACCUAUACCUAGCUAUGAUUUUAAUCGUGUUUACAAUUAUGACUAUGCAGAUUAAUAAAUGAUGAGUACAUAGGAGCAAAUGGGCAGAAUACUUUUUUUGGAAGGAGAACUUACCACACUUUGUUUAAUAUUGAUUAUGUAUACAUAGUAUUUACUUGAUAAAGACUUAAUUUGGGGGACUUGGAUAAGUUUUGAGGGGCUUGUAAGUGUGUAGUAGAAUCGAAUACAAUUCUAAAAAAAGUUGGGAAAAUAAAAUACAUUAAGUAAUUUAAUUUGUUAACGAUAAAAGAUUCUGAAAAGAAAAUAUUUAUGGAGGCACUUUUCGUGGAAAUUUGUACAAAAUAUAUAAAGUCCACAUCACAUUAUAUGAUUAAUAUUAUAAUCGAACGGUAAUUUUAAUUAAUAUUUUUAUUAUAACGUAUCGAAUGGUAAACACGAUGUGCAUAUUAGCACGCCAAUCAGAGAACAUUUAAACAAAUCUAUUAAUUGGCGUUCGUUGUUUUUUUCAAAACUAAUUAAAAACUGUUGAUAAUUAUACCAGCAUAAAGUCAAAAAAAAAUUACGUCUACUGUGCGGGUAACGAUUUGAUUCAAUUUUAGACUGAAAUAAAAAUCCAAUUAUACACAGGUGUUCCAUUUAAGUGACUACACUCGAUAUUUCGAAAAUUAUUGACUUUACAAAUAAAAAGUUUUGACAAUGGAAAAAUAAGCACCUCUUCAAUGUUUCAUUGACUUUAUUUUUUGUCACCCCUAUUUUUAGGGGUGAAACGACUAUCUACUUUUAAUUUUCAAGGAACAAUCAUAUAUUUAAAAUUCCAUAAAUAGUUUGUUAAUUUAAAUACAUUUUGGCGUCUAAAUUGUUAUCUUGUCACUGUUAACAAAGUAUCCACUUUUAAGUUUGGGUAGGAGAGAGUAGUGGAGCACUAUUAAAAUUCUGCGUGCCGAGUGCCUUCACACCAACAAUUAAUGUAACAUUUUUAGAAUUCUUUAGUUCUUAAAUUGCAAAAAAAAAAUUUGAAAUAUUUUAAAAGUCACUUUUCACAAUAUCAAGUGUAGCCACUUAAACAAAUCACCAUGUAUUAUUUUUACCAUGGUAAAAUAAUUAUAUUAUUAUUAUUAUCAAGGCCGUACUUGAGGGUGGGGAUUUUAGGGGUUCAACCCGCCCGCCCCCUAAAAAUUGUGUAUGCUACGGAAAAUACAUAUUUUAGUCAAUAAAACUGAAACACCACACAUUUUUAGUUUUUAAUCCCCUUCCUAAUAAAAAAUGAUUUUAUUAUUAUUAUAAUUUUUAUGUAUACAUAAAAACCAAAACUAAAUAAUUUAAUGAAACUCCAUGGAUAACUUACUGUACAACUCAUACAUGAGCAAUACAAAGAGAAUAAUAAUACAACGCAUGUCCGCUUUUAACCUAACCUAAUAUAAUGACGUGUGCUUUAAGAAAAACAGUAAUUAUAAUUUUUAAAUAUGUAAAUAAUUCGUUUUGUUACAGAUAACUUUCCGGGUCAACAGGCUGGAGAAACCGCGUUUGUGUCAGACCUGUCGACAGCGAAUCUGUUCCCAACAUCUAAAUUCUCGAACUUCGAGCAAUCGAUCGACCUCCGGCAACCAUCGUACUACUCGUACAUUCCGCAAUACAAUCAGUUAAAUAAGAACCUACCCUCCCAUAGUGGAGGGAAUUUCAUUUAUGAGUUCGGUUUUAAUAAGAAAAACGAACAAUCUGAGAAGGAUAAAUCUACAAAAGAGGAUGAAAAACCGGAGUUAACAACGGUGACAAAUCCGUCGUCCUCCGAGGUGUCCAAUACGUCUGUUGCAGCGCCUUCCGGUGCGGACAACUUACCGAAGAAAAUCAACGCGGUUCAAAUAAUUCAAGACGGAUCAUUCGACCCAUUCAACGGACAAUUGCCGUUAUUGUGAGUAUAUCUAUAAUUAACCUACAACAAGUGAUUAUGGACACCAAUCAAGACCGAAAAUAUUUCGGGUUUUCUAUAGUCGAUUCUAUCGUGUAGUGUUGCUUUUGAUCCGUUACGACAAAUUUCCGGUUGCCAAACGAAUUUGUUCGUACGAGAAAAUUUUGUUUUAAUCACACCAAAGUGUGUAUAAUAAUCUGUUAUGUAAAACUCUACCUCAAGGUUGAUGACGUAGGGACCUCUGUUUCUAACUAACGAGAUUUCUGAUAGCGUUUUUCUCUCACCGUGGUCGUGGCGAACAAGGCCGCUGGAAUGUUUAAUUGUUGUCCAUCAAAACACAUCUCCUCUUUCUUAGGAAAUUUUUUUAUCAUAUUUUAUUAUUAUUGUCGAUCCAGCCGAUGGGGAAUCCUUUAGAUCAUAAACAAUGGAUAGAGAUGAUACCCGUUUCCGUCAAAAUAAUACUGGUCGUCUCUGCCAAAUACAGUUUGGAAACCAAUGGUGUUAGUAUAAAUACAGCGAUAGAUAAUCGUCAAUAACGAAAAUAUAAUCAGCAUCAAAUAAUCGAUAAACCAUGAAUAUAGCGAUAAGUAAUUCAUAGUUGAUAUCGAAAAAUACAAAAAUUAGGUUUAACAUUUGAGUAUAAAAAUAAUUACUGAUUUAAACACACUUUUAGAUAGACAUUUUUGGUCCCUUCCGAAGUAUCGGACUGCAAUUAUAAAAAAAAAAGUCCAAUGAAACUAGUAGGUACACUUUUAUCAAAACUGUUUCUUUUAUUUUUGUUGUAUUUUAAUUUUUAGCUGCAAUUUAAAACUGUGAUUUUUUUUGACUUUUAUAUCCUACAAUUUAACUGUAUUAUUUGACUUAUUAUUAUUACUUGAUUGUACAUAAUGAGGUACAUGGUUCUCAAAUUAUAUUUGGCGGAAACAUCUUUUCACUAAAAUACAUUUUGGCGGAAACGGUAAUCGCACCUUUUCCGUAUUUGGCGGAAAACGGUUAUGCGUAAAUCAGGAAACUGAUUUUUUUACGGGAAAAGGUCAUACCCACGGAUAGAGCUAUAAGCAAUUAAUGUGUCACCAACAUAUCAAGAGGGCGUCUCACUUCUGCACAUGCGUCAAGUACUGUUAUCAAUAUCCGGCCGAUGGGGAAUCCCUAUUAGGGAUAACAAUAAUCACCAUCCGGAAUCGUAAAUCAUUUUACAUUUUUUUCAUUUCUACACUCAUAUACCCAGAGCCUGAUUUAGAAUUUUUUAGGCCCGGCAAAAAAAAAAAAGUUGGCCUAUUUUUAAUCCAUUUAAUACGAAUAUUUCUUAUCUCAUACCCAUAUAUUUUGUAUGAAACUGAAAAAAAUAAUUUAUAUUUUUACAAGUAUUUUCAACUGUGUAAACUUUUUUUGAUAUUCUUCAAUUUUAAAGAUUAAUUAAAAUUAAAAGAAUAAUUAAAUCUAGUAAGUGGGCCCCUGAUCCGCACGGGCCUUGGACAAAUACCCACAAUAUCCUUGCGUAAAUAGGGCCAAGCAUAAACCUAUAAAACGAUAACAUUUUUCAAUAUUAGGUGGGAAGCUCCAUAAGUUAGGCGUUAAGUUAGUAAACAUUAGAGGACGACUGACCGCUGGUUCGAUUUCCGUUGAAUCGUCAACAAUUUAUUUCGCUUAUUAUUAUUUUUUACAUGGUCACUAGAUAUGGGACUUAGACAGGGUUCUUAUCAUUUUGGAAUAACUGUACGCCAUUUGUGUUCAUAUUGUCUAUUAAUAGUUAGUAUUCUUAGUACGGCACACACAAGCCCUUAGCUACGGAGAACAACGGGGAAUUCCCCCCUUGAACUUUUCGUUGCCCCCACAAGUAUUAAAUGUGUAAAUGUCGUGGUAUGUUAUAAUUUAGUAGGUCCUCCCUAAAAUUUUGUUCAUUCCACCCGAUGAUUUGAUCUGGCUAGGAGCCUGGUCACACAAUAGAAAAUAGCAAUGUUCUUCUCACACCGUGGUCGUGGCGAAUACGGUUGUUUUCGGGCGUUUAUGAAGUAAUUGUUAUAUAGUAAAAUAUUAACCGCACUCGAAAUAAUAUAACUAAAUCCCAAAAUAUUAUACAUGAAAUGGUAAAAAACAAGAGUUUCAGAAGACGAGUCCAUGAAUUUUCUGUCCCAGGAUAUUCAUAAAUUAAGGUUUUUAAUGAUAUUGGUCACAAUUUACACAGCACAUGUUAAUAAUACUGAACGUUUUUAUUUCCGUUUACUAUUUCAUCACAUAAGCACCCACAUCAUUUUAAAUUCUGAGUAGAUCGAGGAAUAUUACAAUUUUACAAUGGUGUUUAUUUUUUCUUCUGUGGACAACUUUUCUACCAGCAAUUUUGAAAAUGAUUUAAAAAUGAUUUAAUAAAAAAUCAUUUUUUUUUUUUUUUUUUGAUAAAAAUGAUUUAAAAUGAUAGCAUUUUUUUUGAAAAGAAAUCUGACUCUACGGAGACAAUUUUUUUGAUUUUCCCGAGAAAAAACAUGGGGAAACGUUAAACUGGAAUUGUUUGGAAAAUAAUCAGACAGAGUGUAAAAAUCAGGAAAUUUUUAGUACUCAUAUAGACUGUAAUAUUACUGAAAAAAAAAAAUCAUGAGCAGCAUUUAUACGGAAUGUUAAUUUCAUGGACAAGAAAACGGUGGACUGUAACAAUCCAGAAUAUGAAACUCUGUAAAUGUCCGGACUGUAAUCGGCCGGAAAAAUAAAUGAUCAGACUAGAAUAUUCCGGACUGUAAAAAUCCGGAAAACAUAAAUGCCUAAAUCAGAAAGUACCAGACUAUAAUAAUUCAGAAUACAAAAAUAUCUACACUGUAAUAUCCCGGACAAGAACUUUAAAGAAUUUAACAAAAGAACACUGAUAGAUGGCGAUGUUUUGCAUAUACAGUACAAACAGAAUAAAGGAACAAGAUUAAAAGAAGGUCCAUUGCUGUUUUCAGAGAUGGGUAGACAUGCUCAGACCCGGUAUCACGAUUAUCAGUAUUAGUAGUGUUUUUGAAAUUCUGGAUCAUUCUAGUACGUGAUAUUCCGGAAAUUUCUUGUCCGGGACAUUACAGUGUGCGUAUUUUUAUAUUCCGGAUUAUUAUAAUCCGGGACUUUCUGGAUUAGGCAUUUAUUUUUCCGGCUGAUUAUAGUCCGGACAUUUACAGUGUUUCAUAUUUCGGAUUUUUACAGUCCGCCGUUUUCUCGUCUCUGAAAUUUAUAUUCCGUAAUUUUACAGCCCAUACGAUUAUUUUCCGGGAUUUUCUAGCCGUCCGGGAGAACCGAAAAAACGUAGGGAAAAUGGGGAAAUAGGUACAAUAUUAUUAAAGAAAAUAUAUAAUGCAUAUGUAAUUAUUUUACCAUAAUAUGACAUACAUAUUAUUAACAAAGAAAUACUAUCAACCGAACUAUGCUCAGAAUCGUUUUUUCGAUUGCAAUGGUUAAUCGUUGAUUACAGAUGUAAUUCAAUUACCUAUAGGCUAUAACAAUGGCUGCAUCCGUCUCCAUUAUAGGAUAGUUUUUUAUACUUUACAUCUACAUUGUACGUAGAUAAAAUAGUUAAUGAAUAAUUUUUACGGUAUUUCUCUAGUACAUUUUGUUGUUUAUGACGUAUUUAUCAUCGGCUCUUAAAAAAAUCUCACAGGUGUACCAAUUAUCCAUUGCUAUGCCGAAAAAAAAAACCAUUUUUAUUUCUAUUUUAUUUUAAAAUAAUUUCAGAUGGGAUUUGAACCUCCAAAUCUCAAAAUAUAUGAGCGCCUGAGUAUAAUGUGUUGUAAUGAAAUAUCUGUUUUUUGCCUCGCAUAUUAUAUAGGUUCGACCCGUCGUCGGCUGCCGCGGGCUCGCCCCUGGACACGUUCGGAUUCUACAACCAUCCGUCGGUGACGGCAUUUUCUUCGCAGGCGUCGCUGGCCUCGUACUCUCCGGAGGACGCGUUCUCUAACUUCGGUACUAAUCAAUUUCGCACGCAGGGUUUUUUGGUCGAGGGAUCGCCGUCGCUAACCCCGCUGCCCGCCAAGACGAUCGUCCAGACCAGCCGGACGCCUGUGUCCAUUUCUUCCGUAGACCAUCCACUGCAUGGACAGGUAUUUAAGUACUCGCAGUCUUUCGUGCCAUACCCGGCGUUGGUCCAGGCCGGUAACACUGCGGAAGUCCCGUCGUCUACGACGACACCGACCGCGAUACCGGUCGAGAGCAGCAGCAGCAUCAGCACUACAGCCGCCACUGCCGCCGCAACCGCUUAG
Messenger RNA from Cinara cedri, 24900 nucleotides. NCBI's taxonomy places the organism in Eukaryota, Metazoa, Arthropoda, Insecta, Hemiptera, Aphididae. The record is from the annotation of a GenBank genome assembly.